GCCGGGCAUUGAGAUCAGUCAGUGAUAAACUAUCUGUUCAAAAACACUUUUUCCUUCAUAACGUACAGUUAUUUUACAUGCAAGUUCAUUUUUCCUGUGAGUGAAAAGUGCAAGUGCAUCUAAGAUAACUAAAGGAACUUCUGGAGUUUUCUCUUCCUUCGUUACUUUUUUAAAAACGGUGAAAAGAUGUCACUGGAUCGGAGAAAAUUUUUGAGGACUAUUUGGGUACCUGUCAAUCACACUACUUGAAGAAAUGUUCUUCAGUAUCCUACAAAGGACUCACAAUCCAGUGGUUUGUUACAAGAUAAGAAUGAAUGUUCGUCCACCCGACUGAAGUGGAUGGAGGUAGUUUGAAGAUUUCAGUGCAUCUAGUCAAUAUAAUUUAAGAAUUCAUAAUGGUGUUCGAGACUGUGAUGAUAACAACAGCGCUGAAGACGAUAAGUAUCGUUGGAAGCGCAUUAUGGAUUAUUCCUCUUCUUAUUGCAAGUGUGAAUUAUCUCAAUUACAACAAAUUAGACCCAGAAGCUCUGGUAAUCAAUAGAAAAACACUCUUCAGGGAAUAUGACUUUGUCAUAGUCGGUGGGGGCAGCGCUGGCGCAGUGGUAGCGUCUCGCCUUUCCGAAAUCCCCAACUGGAGUGUUCUCCUUCUGGAAGCAGGCCCGGACGAGAACGAAAUCAGUGACGUACCAUCUUUGGCGGCAUACCUUCAGCUCUCCAAGCUGGACUGGGCUUACAAGACAAUGAACACGGGCAGAGCCUGUCUUGGCAUGAAAAACGGCCAGUGCAACUGGCCCAGAGGAAAGGUUCUCGGAGGAAGUAGCGUCCUCAAUUACAUGCUAUACGUUAGAGGAAAUAGAAAAGACUAUGAUCAUUGGGAAAGUCUCGGUAACCCUGGAUGGAAUUACGAAAACGUUCUCAAGUACUUCAUCAAAUCAGAGGACAACAGAAACCCGUACCUGGCCAAAACCCCCUACCACGGCACUGGAGGACUAUUGACUGUUCAAGAAUCACCUUGGAGAACUCCCCUUGUGGUAGCCUUCGUUCAAGCUGGCACAGAAAUGGGCUAUCAGAACAGGGACAUUAACGGAGCUGAACAAGCAGGUUUCAUGAUAGCCCAAGGAACUAUCAGAAGAGGAUCCAGAUGUUCAACAGCCAAGGCCUUCUUACGUCCUAUCAGACUUCGUAAAAACAUCCACGUAGCUUUAGAUUCUCACGUCACAAAGAUCCUCAUCAAUCCGACCACCAUGAGGGCCUUUGGGGUUGAAUUCAUACGUCACGGUCGGAGACAGAUAGUCUUAGCCAGAAAAGAAGUAAUACUUUCAGCUGGUGCCAUAAACUCCCCACAGAUCUUGAUGUUGAGCGGUAUAGGACCAAAGGACCACCUGAGUAGGUUCAAUAUACCAACCCUCAAGGAUCUUCCUGUAGGGGAAAACCUCCAAGACCACGUCGGUAUGGGCGGAUUGACUUUUUUGAUCGACAAACCGGUGUCAAUAGUGCAAGACAGAUUCCAAGCGUUUCCCAUGACGAUGCAGUAUGUGGUCAAUGAAAAAGGACCGAUGACGACCUUGGGGGGUGUUGAAGGACUCGCUUUCGUGAAUACCUACCUUGCUAACAGAACGUGGCCGGAUAUACAGUUCCAUAUGGCACCAGCCAGUAUCAACUCAGAUGCUGGAGCAAGGGUCAGGAAAGUCCUUGGCUUGACUGACCAUUUGUACAACACUGUUUACAAACCAAUAGCCAACAAGGACGUUUGGACCUUGAUGCCACUCCUUCUGCGACCAAGGUCACGAGGUUGGGUCAGACUUCAGAGUAAAAACCCUUUUGAAGCGCCUCUCAUAAAUGCGAAUUAUUUCGAUGACCCCUUCGAUAUAAAAACCCUAGUGGAAGGUGCUAAAAUCGCUAUCAAGAUAAGCGAAUCUCAGGCUUUCAAGCAGUUCGGGUCACGUAUACACAGGGUGGCCUUUCCAAACUGUAAAAAUUUUGAAUUCGGUAGUGAUAAGUACUGGGAAUGCCAUAUCAGAACCAUCUCGAUGACCAUCUACCAUCCGGUUGGAACUUGCAAAAUGGGUCCGUCUUGGGAUAGGGAAGCGGUGGUGGACCCUAGGUUGAGAGUGUACGGGGUGAGCGGUUUGAGGGUUAUAGACGCCAGUAUAAUGCCGACUAUACCGAGUGGAAACACGAACGCACCAGCUAUCAUGGUGGGCGAGAAAGGAGCUGAUUUGAUCAAGGAGGAUUGGCUGACGGAAAAAUCGUGACCAUUUAUGUUUGAGAGCUCAAUGUAUGUGCCAUUCGAAAGUAAACCACGGAAUGUACCGAAAUAUCUCGGUUACGGUGAUUAAAAUAUAUCUUUUAAUACUCUUCUCACAUACCGGAUGUUUCCAAAUACGAUGCUUU
This is a messenger RNA of Coccinella septempunctata (seven-spotted ladybird), 2394 nucleotides long. RefSeq names its product glucose dehydrogenase [FAD, quinone]. The transcript has 7 exons. Gene Ontology annotation, molecular function: oxidoreductase activity, acting on CH-OH group of donors; flavin adenine dinucleotide binding. Bases 396 to 2255 code for a protein of 619 amino acids. The record is from RefSeq and is a predicted model, not a curated record. NCBI's taxonomy places the organism in Eukaryota, Metazoa, Arthropoda, Insecta, Coleoptera, Coccinellidae.